AUGGCGAAGCCAAUCCAUUAUCUAUCCGCUCACGAGCUGCGGGCCAAGUUGGAGUCUGGCGAGCUAACCAGCGCAGACUUAACCGCAAGUCUGUUGGACACUCGGAUCGACAUUGUAAACAAGUGCAACGCUAUAGUCAUCCACGCACCAAGGGAUAGUAUUAUAAAACAGGCCAAAGACCUGGAUGCAGAGAGGGCGGCGGGUAAGGUGCGAAGCAAGCUGCAUGGGAUUCCCAUCGUUGUCAAGGAUGUUGUGAUUAAUGAUGCCUCUAUGGGAAUGGGCACCUCUGCAGGAGCUUCUGGUGUCAUGGAUACCAUGACCGCGACCAAGAAUUCUGUCCUGCUCCAACGGCUCUUAGAUGCUGGCAUGAUUGUCGUUGCGAAAACCAACUUGACAGAGCUUUGUGGUCUCAAAUCGGACAAUACGCCAAUUGGCUGGUCUGGUGUCCAAGGGCAAACGCUAUCUCCGUACCGACGUGAAGGGCUCGAUGAAAAAGAUCAGCCAGAGGCAUCUGGUUCGUCAUCUGGAUCGUGUGUAUGUGUCGCUGCUGGAUUCACUCCUGUGGCAAUCGGUUCAGACACAUCCGGGUCCAUCAUCUUCCCUGGAAUGGCAAAUGGCGUUUAUUCGGUCAAGUUACAUAUGGAUUCGGUACCCGAGGAUGGUCUCUUUCGUAUGACUGACAGCUUUGAUGCCAUGGGUCCUAUUGCACGCGAUGUCGACGAUUUGAUCGCCCUCGCUGACGUCAUGACUGGCACGCAAACUGUGAAUAAAAACGCUGAUAUCAUUACCGAGAAGCCAUUUGAGGGCUGGAAUAUUGGGGCAACGUCACCGGAAUGGGGCGUCCAUGAGUCCAUGCUCAAGGGCAAGUGGGAUCAGCCUGACGUACUUGCCAUAUACAACGAAUCGCUUGAGAAUAUUGAAGCAAAUGGCGCCAAAGUCGCACGCUCGUUAAGCUUGCCCGGAGAAGAGACAUUCAAAUACAAUGGCGAGGGCAUGUUUAGCAUAUCCUACCAAGAAUUCCCACAUCAGUUCGAAAAGUUUGCUAGCUAUUUCAGUAAACGAACUGAAAUCCACAAUCUCAACGACCUCAUCAAGUGGAACGAGGCGAACGCGUCCCGAGCCAUGCCGGAACCAUAUUCCACACAAACUGAGCUCAUAAAUUCGUCCAAGACAACUCUUGAUCCCAAAAAGAGAGACGAUGCGCUAGCUGAACUGCGUCGGAUGGCCGUGGAGGCGAUUUCUGGAGCUAUGACGACAGCUGGCGGACUGGAUAUCCUUCUCACAUCCGAAAGCACAAUUAUUCGCCAUCUUGCUCUUGCAGAUUGGGCACAUGCAGCUGUUCCAACUGGGCAAUGGAAAAAGAAUGGUCAGCCGUUGGGCAUGAUAGCCGUUCCCAAGGACGGACGUUUGGAUACUUUGCUGCGAUUUAUGAGGCGAUGGCAGCGAGUUUUCCCCGAUGUUAUUCAGCGGCCUUAG
[Torrubiella] hemipterigena is the source of this 1476-nucleotide messenger RNA. The record is from the annotation of a GenBank genome assembly. NCBI's taxonomy places the organism in Eukaryota, Fungi, Ascomycota, Sordariomycetes, Hypocreales, Clavicipitaceae.